UCCACAGCGCAUGCGCAGUUCACUUCCCGUUUUGAAUCGUUAGGCGCGAGUCUAAUACGUUCGGAAAACAAACAGUGAGUUUUGGCACAUUGAAGGUCAAAAUGAAGACAUCUCGAGGGUCCGGAAGGGCCUCAACACAGGGCCCCAGAAGAGCCGCAGAGAGGAAGACAAAUGUAAGAUCUCAAAAGUCUAAGCCCAGUGCCGCAGACUCGCACCCUGGACAGUCUCAGAAGAACGGAGCCGUGGCCAGAAAUACCAAAAGUCAGCAAUCAUGGAAGCCGCUGACAAAAUCUUCUCUUCUGGCUCUUGAGAACAUGCUGGGUUUGUCUUUUCUAUCUGUUCUGACAUUGAAAAACAAAGAUAAAGAGGAAUCACAGAAGCAUCUCAACCUUCUCAAAAACCAGUUUCUGGCUCAGUGUGCACAGCUUUCUGUUCCUCCCAGAAAAUAUGGAGACAUCAUAAACGUUUCCUAUCAAUUCAAAGCCGAGAGCAAGAAGUCUGAGCAGAGCAAGAAGACGCUCGAGGCUCUAGAGGAAAACACGCGCUCGAUUGUUGGCACUCUCGAGGAGAUGGAAGUAAAGAUGGACCGUUUGGAAGAGAAAUGUCGGAUUUUGAGGAGCAGAAUAGAGGAGGAAGAGGAAAACGCUCAAGAGAUUCUUCAGCUACCAAAUCAGACGGUCCUGCGCCUUCCUGUUUUACCGCCUCGUCCAGCCAAUGAGCCGUCACUACAGGAGCACAUGAUGAAGAUGGUAGCCAAUCCCAGCGCACUGGUCAAAGCUCUUCAGACAGAUCUAGUCGUGGAGGAUGUGAGGACGUUCCUGACUCUUGCACACAAGCAGGUGGAUGCAGUGCAGACAAAUAGAAACACACUCCUGGACUAAUGU
Triplophysa rosa is the source of this 884-nucleotide messenger RNA. It is a transcript of the gene cenpq, whose product is annotated as centromere protein Q. NCBI's taxonomy places the organism in Eukaryota, Metazoa, Chordata, Actinopteri, Cypriniformes, Nemacheilidae. The record is from RefSeq and is a predicted model, not a curated record. The transcript is spliced from 9 exons. The coding region runs from base 102 to 881 and encodes 259 amino acids.